Clonostachys rhizophaga is the source of this 951-nucleotide messenger RNA. Lineage: Eukaryota; Fungi; Ascomycota; Sordariomycetes; Hypocreales; Bionectriaceae. The record is from the annotation of a GenBank genome assembly.
AUGUCUGACUUGUGUUUAAAGGAGCAAGUUGCAAAAUAUGGGAAGGAAGCUUCCUCUAGUGACAACAAUGAGUCCAAGAUUAAAUCGCUUCAGGCGGAUUUCAAGGGGCUGUGCAAAGUUAAGGAAAACUUGUUAAAUAGGACUCUGGAGACCGACGUUGCCAUCAAGCAAUCUCGUCAGGAGAUGCAGUUCGAAACGAAUAUCUCAAACAGAUUUGAAGAUAUCAAACGUCUUAAAGUGGAAUAUGGGCCGGGCGCUUCUGCUUAUACUUCACAAAAGGUGGUCGACCUCCUUAUCGCCAAAUUGCUUAACGGCAUGGGACUUCUCGUGAUGCGAAGGAAUGACACCAUUAUCAAAUGGCCGAGCCCAUGGUUCUAUGUAAAGAGGAAUCCGGAAUAUUUGAAGCAGGUGAGAAGUGGUCUGCUCGAAAUUGUUAUGGACUACCCGGCCCUUGAAGACAUGAAUGAACCACGACAUGCGCCUUGCGGUGCUCUACAGACACCUCUAGUCGGCAAUAAGGAUUUGGCAACCUUGUCAAAGAAGAUAUCACAAAAGAAAAGAAAGGAAGACGUAGGGCUUCUAAAACUCGUGAAGCAACUGACGGAUAUAUAUGAAAUCAGCGACAAAAUGGAGGCCGCCAGUUGUGCCUUGUCCAGCAUUUCCGCCAACUUGCAACAACAAGCCAAUGCGUACUACUUUAUUGCCGAAGAGAUGAAAAAAGCGCAAGAAAAGUUGAUUUAUUCGAAUUCAGAUGAAAAUUAUUACGCUUGUUUCGAAAUGACAAGAUGGAGGGCUGGCUCAAUAUUGAAAGAGGUAAAGUUUCGAAUUACAAUAACGCCGCUAUGUACCAAGCUGAAUCAUAAGAUGCAGGCAAAGAAGAUGGCAACAGUUCUUAGAGAUGCCUUCGGCUGGGAAAUAUUGAAGGCCCCUACUCAACGUCAUGGGGCAUGA